Molecule: messenger RNA, 1464 nt
Organism: Vitis vinifera (wine grape)
Lineage: Eukaryota; Viridiplantae; Streptophyta; Magnoliopsida; Vitales; Vitaceae
Product: nuclear transcription factor Y subunit B-3
Exons: 2
Coding region: 162-785 (207 amino acids)
Biological process (GO): regulation of transcription by RNA polymerase II
Cellular component (GO): nucleus; CCAAT-binding factor complex
Molecular function (GO): DNA-binding transcription activator activity, RNA polymerase II-specific; RNA polymerase II cis-regulatory region sequence-specific DNA binding; protein heterodimerization activity
Source: RefSeq, a predicted model, not a curated record
UCAAAUCCGAUGCAAUAUUAAGCCCCAGAUCCAACGGGCCUCAACACUCUCUACCCACAGCCGGCGAAAGUACCGGCCGUGACAACGUUCGAAUUCCGGCUGAAUUGGCGACUUGGACUUGGACCAAGUGUGAUGCUUGAGGUUUUGGGUGGCUAAGUUUAAUGGCAGACUCGGACAAUGACUCGGGAGGAGCUCAGAACAACAACAGCGGCGGCAACGUGAACAGCGAGUUGUCGGCGAGAGAGCAGGACCGGCUGCUUCCGAUCGCGAACGUGAGCAGGAUAAUGAAGAAGGCGUUGCCAGCGAACGCAAAGAUCUCGAAGGACGCGAAGGAGACUGUGCAGGAGUGCGUGUCGGAGUUUAUCAGCUUCGUCACCGGAGAGGCGUCGGACAAGUGUCAGAGAGAGAAGAGGAAGACGAUCAACGGUGACGAUCUCUUGUGGGCCAUGAUGACGCUGGGGUUCGAGGAGUACGUGGAGCCGUUGAAGGUGUACCUCCAGAAGUUCCGCGAGGUGGAGGGCGAGAAGACCGCUGUGGGCAGACAGGUCGAGAAGGACGGCGGCGGCUCCAGCGGGGACGGAGGUAAUGGCGGCGUAGUAAACACUGGAAACUUCGGAAGUGGGUACGGUGCGAUGCAGCAGACAAUGAUGAUGAUGGGCCACCACCAGCAUCAUCAAGGACACGUCUACGGAUCAGGGUCGUAUCAUCAGAUGGGUAGCGGCAGUAGACCUACCUCCGGUGGUUCUAGCAGUGGUGGCGGAGCCGCCACCGGAAGACCCAGAUGAAGAUGAAGAAGUAGAUGAAGACGAUGAUGGGUUCUGUAUGUGAGGAUCACAGGCUAUGUUCGAAUACAUUCUUUUCUGGAGCUACUGGAGCUAGCUGGAGAAGGGGAUGGAUGAAGAAAACACUAGCUACAGCCCUUGCUCUUGGUUUUUCUUCUUCUUUUUGUUUUUUUCUUUCCUUUCCAGUUUAUUUCAUAUAUAAAUUGUAAAUCCCAAAAAAAAAAAAAAAAAACCCAGAAAUUAAGCUAGCUUGAAAUCUAUAAACCAUAUAAUUCAUGAUGGAUUUCUUGUUAUGGGUUGUUUCCAUCUCCACACUGGAUGAUUUCUUUUACUUUUAUCUUUUCUAUCUUCGGGAAGUGGGGAGGGAGAGAAAAGAGAAGCCACUAGCCAGUUCCAAUUUCCAAAAGCGCUCGUGUAAGAUUUUGACUUCUGAGCUCUGAAUAUGGAAACCGAGAAAACAAGCGGCGAUGCUCCUCCAAAUUAUACUGUUUGUCUGAACCAAAGUGGCAAAGAGACGGAGGAGGCUCCCUUUCCGCUGCAUACUCCACCUGUCCCUCUCUCACAAUUAGGCCGUAAAAUUAGUCAAACUUUUUUCCCUUCUCUUUCUUUUCCUUUCUAAUAGGUGUUUUUCUUCGUGUAUUCCCAUUACUCAAAAUAAAAUAAUGUCAUUGUUGUUUGUACA